Molecule: messenger RNA, 339 nt
Organism: Cooperia oncophora
Lineage: Eukaryota; Metazoa; Nematoda; Chromadorea; Rhabditida; Trichostrongylidae
Source: the annotation of a GenBank genome assembly
AUGCGCGACUAUCGAUACGUGUAUGGUUCCUGUCUUAUUCACGAAGAGAGCGAGAAAAAUGGAGUGGUUAAAGUUGAUCUGAAAGAUGGAACUUCGAAAUUAUGGUGCAAAGACGCUGAAGACCACUUAUGCGGAGAGCCGAUUCUAGUGAACAAACCCGACUAUUCCAAAGAGGAUGAAGGAGUACUGAUUGUGCCGGUGGUCACGUGUCGAGAAGGCGACACACCGUAUGUUGUGGUGCUUGACGCUGAAACCAUGGAGGAGCAGGCUCGUUUUAUGGUUCCUCAGUCGCGGAUUCCAUUGGGUUUCCAUGCGCACUAUACUCAACGAUCGAAUUGA